CCGGGGUCACGAGACCGUUGGGUAGGAGGAGCCAGCGGCCGGGGAGGUUCUAGUCUGUUCUGUCUCGCGGCAGCCGCCCCCUUCCCCACGGUGACGCUGGGCUAGUACCUGCGCCUGGAAUCGGGCCGCAACCUUAGCUGCGUCCGCCGCCCGCCGCCCGCCGUCGCCUCUGGACCAUGGACCCCCGCAAAGUGAGCGAGCUUCGGGCCUUUGUGAAAAUGUGUAAGCAGGAUCCGAGCGUUCUGCACACCGAGGAAAUGCGCUUCCUGCGGGAGUGGGUGGAGAGCAUGGGGGGUAAAAUACCACCUGCUACUCAUAAAACUAAAUCAGAAGACAAUAUCAAGGAAGAAAAAACAGAUAGUAAGAAGGCGGAGGAAAACAUAAAGACAGACGAACCAUCAAGUGAGGAAAGUGAUCUAGAAAUUGACAAUGAAGGUGUGAUUGAACCAGAUACUGAUGCCCCUCAAGAAAUGGGAGAUGAAAAUGUAGAGAUAACCGAGGAAAUGAUGGAUCAGGCAAAUGAUAAAAAAGUGGCUGCCAUUGAUGCCCUAAAUGAUGGUGAACUACAGAAAGCCAUUGACUUGUUCACGGAUGCCAUCAAGCUGAAUCCUCGCUUGGCCAUUCUGUAUGCCAAGAGAGCCAGUGUCUUCAUCAAAUUACAGAAGCCAAAUGCUGCCAUCCGAGACUGUGACAGAGCUAUUGAAAUAAAUCCUGAUUCAGCUCAGCCUUACAAGUGGCGAGGGAAAGCACACCGACUUCUGGGCCAUUGGGAAGAAGCAGCACAUGAUCUUGCCCUUGCUUGUAAACUGGAUUAUGAUGAAGAUGCUAGUGCAAUGUUGAAAGAAGUUCAGCCAAGGGCCCAGAAAAUUGCUGAACAUCGGAGAAAGUAUGAGCGAAAACGUGAAGAACGAGAGAUCAAAGAAAGAAUAGAAAGGGUUAAGAAGGCUCGGGAAGAACAUGAGAGAGCCCAGAGGGAGGAAGAAGCCAGACGACAAUCAGGAGCUCAGUAUGGCUCUUUCCCAGGUGGCUUUCCUGGGGGAAUGCCUGGUAAUUUUCCUGGAGGCAUGCCUGGAAUGGCGGGGGGAAUGCCUGGAAUGGCAGGAAUGCCUGGGCUCAAUGAAAUUCUUAGUGACCCAGAGGUUCUCGCAGCCAUGCAGGAUCCAGAAGUUAUGGUGGCCUUCCAGGAUGUGGCCCAGAACCCAGCAAAUAUGUCAAAAUAUCAGAGUAACCCAAAGGUUAUGAAUCUCAUCAGUAAAUUGUCAGCCAAAUUUGGAGGUCAAGCAUAAUGCCUUUCUGACAAAUAAAGCCCUUGCUGAAGGAAAAGCAACUUCGAUCACCUAUUGGAUGUCGCAAUAAUACAAACCAGUGUACCUCUGACCUUCUCAUGGAGAAAGCUGGGGUGCUGUGAAGAUAAUCCCUACCCCUCUGCCCCACAUACAACUGAGACAUUUUUCAGUGGUUUGCCAUUAGGGUUUUCAUUCAGAUGAUGUUUUCCUACUAGGAAUUACAAACUUUAAACACUUUUUAAACCUUAAAAAUAUUUAAAAACAUAUUAAAAGGGUGUGUUAAUCCCUACAUUUUUCUUUACUAAUCAUUUCAGUUUUUUUCCUUUGGAUUAAUUGGGCAAGGAAGAUACUUCAGUAUGGAAGAUUUAUUGCUCAGUUUGAAAUAAAGGCUUAUUAGCGAGAGGCAAAUAUAACAUUUAAAUAGAUUAAGUUUGAGUUGGGUAUAUGGUUACUGAGGCAUUUUGACUUGUCUUUUUAAAUGCUUUAUUUUUUAAACAUGAUUUAUUUCAAUAAAACCAUUGGGACCACCAGUAUUGCAGUAGGACCUGGAUAGGGGCCGGAAGUUCUUGGCAGGGCAGCAGCAACCUUUCUCCUUUAAUAUAGCAUGCACACUUGUGCAGAUGCAUUUAAAUCUUACACUGUGGUGAAGGGAUGAUUUUUAUAAUGCUGCAGUAGAGUUGGAUUACUUAGCUGUGUUCUUGUGUGAUACAGAAAAUAAAUGUUUCGUAUUAUUUCCACACGGGAAAUAAGGGAAUACUUUUCUUUUUGUAUUUCUGUGUUUAGAAUGACCUUUCCUAGUCAGAAAAUGGCCCAUCUCAUUGUGUGUUUUCUACUUGUUUUCGCCUCCCCAUCCCCUUAUUCUUUUUGGGCUAAAGAUUGUCCUUUUUCACUGGCACCAUCACUAAUAUCAUUCACAGCAUAAUUGUGCAAGCAUAUGUAAUGCUGGGUUUAAUUUAAUAUGUAAUACAUAUAAUGAUUAUGGAAGGUAAUAUCCAUAGCAGCUGUAGUUUCUUACUUGGCCAACAGAUUUCAUAUUUAAGUGUUAGGUUUUCACUUCAGUGAAAGCUUAUAUCAAAAGAUGUUGGGAGGAGGGAUUCCCUUUGUUGUUCAGUUCUCUACUUAGGAAAUACCUAUUGCAAUUGGAGUUUAUCUUACCUUAUUUGUCUUCAUAUUUUGGAAAGCAUGAGGUUUGACUUCAUUGAUACACUACAGGGGAACUAAACUUUUUGGUCCAACAUGAAUUAUAAAAUUGAUGAGAUCCAUGGUUCUUCAUUGUGGAGUUGAUGGUAUUAUUAUGAGUCCUUGUACUGCUAUUCAUCUCUUAAAUAGUGCACCAUAUCCCCACCUCUCCUUUUUCUCCCUCCCUCUCUUCAAGGAUAAAGAAAUGAUAGAUUUUCUGCUGUACGUUCAACUCUUACAUUAAUUAAGUCCAGGCACUGUACCAGGAAUUGCUAGGUUUCUACCUAUCUUUCAAUUUAAAGUGGCAGGUGUUUAAAAACAGUUUCAAGGGAUGAGACCCUCUGUACUUUGCUUAUUUGAAGAAUCAGUGGUAGGAGCCAGUAAAAAAAUUUCAUGGAAUACAUUUCUGAAAUAGCACAUUUCUGGAGUCAUAAGUGACGUGAUUCAGGUUCUCAUCCUUUGCUGUACACAAACGGUAAUGCAUCUGUUAUAUAAGUGAGAAAAGGCUGUAUGCUAACUGAGCAUGCUUUUUAAACCCUUUAAAAAUACUCAGCAUAUAAACUUGCGUUUGAGCUUGCCAGUGUUUUUUUGUUGUUGUUAAUGUGUGUUCUCUCAAAAUUUCUAAUGUGUGCUGUGAGUAACUCAAGAAGACCAGUUCCUUUUGGGUUCCUUGUUUGAUUUACUUAAUUAUAUAUUACUUAAAUACAUUCUAACAUUGCAAAUAGUACCAUAAAUGGGUAAAAGUAAAAUUGGUCUUCAGAAAAAUGUGUCCUGUGCUUUUAAGUUCCACAAAUACAUUCAUUUUCGUAGAAACUCAGUAUCAUUUCUAAACCAGAAGUGUUUUUUUCUUGUGCUAACAAUGCUAUAAGAAGGAAAAGUAAAGUAGUUUUUUUUUUCUGCUUAAAAAUACAGUCAAUGGAUUUCUAGCUACAUUAAAAAUAAACUAUGGUUUCAAACUGGAUAUCGACCCCCCCA
This is a messenger RNA of Panthera uncia (snow leopard), 3440 nucleotides long. It is a transcript of the gene ST13, whose product is annotated as ST13 Hsp70 interacting protein. The coding region runs from base 177 to 1286 and encodes 369 amino acids. The transcript has 12 exons. The record is from RefSeq and is a predicted model, not a curated record. NCBI's taxonomy places the organism in Eukaryota, Metazoa, Chordata, Mammalia, Carnivora, Felidae. Gene Ontology annotation, molecular function: protein dimerization activity; Hsp70 protein binding.